Messenger RNA from Closterium sp. NIES-65, 2889 nucleotides. Lineage: Eukaryota; Viridiplantae; Streptophyta; Zygnematophyceae; Desmidiales; Closteriaceae. The record is from the annotation of a GenBank genome assembly.
AUGAGCGGCGGGAGCGUCGGAAGCCAGGCGCUGCGUCGAAUCGGCAGCGGCACGAGCUUCCCGAGCCAUGGCGUCGCGUCGGGAGCAUCCUCCACCGCCGUCGCCGCGUCGUCUUCCGCGAUUUCCGGAUUCCCGUCCGCUCCCUCGCUUACUCCCCCCUCGAUCUCCUCGCGCUCCGCCGUCUACUUCCCCCCGCACCGCACGCAGCUCCCCCCGCGCUACGCCUACGCAUCGUCCGCAUCCGCCGCGUCCGGCCGGCCGCGCAAGGCCCGCGCGAUUCUCUGCUUCAUCCUCCUCGCGACCACCUUCGUCCUCCUCUUCUCCUCCGCGCUUUACGCGCCGUUCGCGCUUUCCCUCUCCUCCUCCCCAUCCUCCUCGUCCGCUCUGUCUGUCUCCAGCGGUCGCGCCUUGGGAACUAUUUCCCGCUCCUACUCCAUAAUAAUCGACGCGGGAAGCACCGGGUCGCGCGUCCACGUGUACUCGUACACGCGGCUCGCGGACCCGUCGGCGCUUCCGCUGGUCGACCCGCACGCGCCGACUCUUAAGAUCCGCCCGGGACUCUCGUCGUUCGCCGCGGACCCGGCCGCAGCGGGCGGGUCGCUUGUGGGACUUAUGGACUUCGCGAAAACCAAGGUCCCCCGCGCGCUGUGGUCCGCCACGCCCGUGCGCCUGAUGGCGACGGCGGGGCUGCGUCGCCUGCCCGCGAGCGGCGCGCGCAGGAUACUGCAGUCGUGCGCGGAGGUGCUGGGGGCGUCGGGAUUCGCGUUCGACCCGGAGGAUGGCGCUACUGUCAUUGCAGGCGUGUGGGAGGGUGUGUACGCGUGGGUGGCGGCGAACUAUGCUAAGGGCACCCUGGGAGGCGAUGCGCGGGACUCCGUGGGGGUCGUGGAGAUGGGGGGGGCGUCCGCACAGGUGAGGGGGGGAGGGGGAAAGGGGGGGGAGGGCAAGGAAGGGGUAAGGGAGGAAUGGGAGGGGUGGGAAGGGCGGAGAGGGAAAGGGGGUGAAGGGGCAAGAGGAGAAGUGGUCCGCAUCUGCACAGGUGACAGGGUCACAUUCGUGCCAGAUGAGCCUCCCCCAGAUGAGUACCGGCACGACAUUUCCUUGGCCGGUGUGGACUAUGUGCUCUACUCCCACAGCUUCCUGCACUACGGACAGGAGGCAGCAGAGGAGGCAGCAGAAACGCUUGUGGCUCUUGUGUCUGCACAGCGGCAGCAGGCAGAGCACGCAGAGCAGAGACAGCAGCAGCGGGAGCAGCUUCAGCUGGGGCAGCAGCAGCAGCAGCAGCAUGCAGACACGUCGCUGCCUACCGAACUGGUGGUGAAGGGACACGGGCAAGUGCAAGGAAACAACACAGGGGCUGGAAAAGGGGAAAUCAGAGGCGAUGGGAAAGCAGGAGUGGGAGUGGUCGGGGGAAGAGAGCAGCAAGGAAAUGCGGCUGAUGGCAAGGCUGUGGCGGUAUCAGAGCCAGGUGGUUCAGCUGUUACAGCUGCUGCCGCUGGUUCUGGUGGUGCAGGUGCAGCAGCAGCAGCAGCAGCAGCAGGUGCAGCAGCAGAGGCGGUACGCAGACUGGGAUUGGAGAAGCAGUUAUGGCAUGGCAACCCGUGCAGACACCACCUGUUGCCGUUCCUCCUUACCGAACCUCCCACCUCCACCCCCUCCUCAAAACCCUCCUCUGUAGCACCAGCAGUAGGAACGGGAGCUACAGCAGCAGAAGCUGCGGCAGCAGAUGCAGCAGCAGCAGCAGCAGCAGGGGCAAUCGCAGCUGCAGGAAAGGAGUUGGCACUCUCUUCUCCACGUCUGCCCUUGCAACAACAGCAACAGCUGCAGCAGCAGCUGGGGCACCAGCUGGGGCACCAGCUGGGGCACCAUCGCUCUGCUAACUUCUCCCUCUGCAGGCACCUGGCCACUCGCCUCUUCACUCAUGGCCGCCCAGACAGUCAGCACACUCCCCCUGCGCCCUGCCCCUACACGCGGUGCCCCUUUGCGGGCGGGGUGUUUGUGCCAGAGCUACGAGGGCAGUUCUUUGCCACCGAAAACUUCUUUUACACCUCUGAGUUUCUGAAGCUCCCAGCAACAGCAACCCUGGCGGAGUUUGCGGCUGCAGGCACAAGGCACUGUGCCCAGGGCAUUCUCCCACCGCCCUCUCCUGCUCGUGUCAAACACACGCUGGAAGCACAAGGCGAUAGUCAACGCGGGGGGAUGGCUCUGGGUGAUGGUCAACGCGGCGAUGGUGCUGGUGCUGGGUCUGGUGGUGCUGCUGUGGGUGCUGUGGUGGCUGCGGCUGUUAAGCUGUCAAGAAAAGAGGGAUUGGGAAUGAGAGGAGGAGCGGGGAGAAAGAGGGAAGGGAAACCGGGGGAGGGUAAAAGGGGAGUGGGGGCGGGGGGUGGUGAGGAGGGAGGUGGGGUGGUGGUGAGUGAGGAGGAGGUGAAGGAGCAUGGCAAGUACUGUUUCUCGGCGUCCUACAUUGUGGCCUUUCUGCAUGAUGCUCUGGGGGUUUCCCUGCACGAUACCAAGGUUCGCUUCACCAACCGAGUGGGACCGCAUGACAUAGACUGGGCGCUUGGAGCAAUGCUCAUGGAUGUUAUCACGCGCCGCCCCAUUCCCUCCAAACCCGUCAAUCGCGGCAACGAGGCACGAGUCAAAGCCUCUGAUUCGUUACGAGCGGACGAGAGCAUAGGAACCAUCAUGGUUCUGCUUCUGGUCACGGCUCUGUUCCUGGUGGUCAUCACGUUGUUCGUUAUAAGCACAUAUUUCCGACCGAUCCCCAUCCCGACCACGAUUUUCGACCUGGAGAAGGGCCGCUACUUCACAGCUAGUUCGUUUGGGCAAGCAGGCAUGGGUCCCGUUGGUGGAUUGGGGAGGUCGUCUGUGUUAAGAAACGCACCUUAG